Molecule: messenger RNA, 597 nt
Organism: Cordyceps militaris CM01
Lineage: Eukaryota; Fungi; Ascomycota; Sordariomycetes; Hypocreales; Cordycipitaceae
Product: ribosome biogenesis protein
Exons: 1
Coding region: 1-597 (198 amino acids)
Biological process (GO): ribosome biogenesis; endonucleolytic cleavage in ITS1 to separate SSU-rRNA from 5.8S rRNA and LSU-rRNA from tricistronic rRNA transcript (SSU-rRNA, 5.8S rRNA, LSU-rRNA); ribosomal large subunit biogenesis
Cellular component (GO): nucleus; nucleolus; preribosome, large subunit precursor
Molecular function (GO): protein binding
Source: RefSeq, a predicted model, not a curated record
AUGUCCAUCCCGGCCUCGAAACCGAAGCUGCCCGUGGCGGUCGAGAAGCCGACGCCGUACACGUUUGACCUCGGCUACCUGAUGGCCGAGGACCCGAACAGCAUCACGCUGGACGCUGCAGCGCUCGAGCAGUCGCUAGCCAGCGUAGCGCGCGACGGGGCGCAGUCGCUCAUCAACCAGCUGCUGACGGUGUGCGCGCCGCACUCGACCAAGGACGGGGUGCUGCUGUCGCUGCCGGCGCCGUCGACGCGGCUGCCGCGGGAGAAGCCGGUGCCGCAGGCGCGCCCGCCGACCAAGUGGGAGCGCUUCGCCGCCAAGAAGGGCAUCACGCCCAAGACGCGCGAGCAGCGCCGCAACCUCACCUACGACGAGGCCACCGGCGAGUGGACGCGCAAGUGGGGGUACAAGGGCGCCAACAAGAAGGGCGAGGACGAGUGGCUCGUCGAGGUCGACCCCGAGGCCGAGGCCCGCCGCAAGGACGGCACCAGCGUCCGCGCCGACGGCCGCCGCGAGCGCAAAGAGAGGGUCCGCCGCAACGACCGCAAGAUGCGCAAGAAUGCGCGCGACGCCGCCGAGGACGCCAAGCUCAAGAAGUAG